UCCCUUUGUAUAUUUUCAGUUUAAUUUAGCAAAUUGAUCAAUAAAAAGUGAUAAAUUAUGUGAUCUUCGAGAUUCAAUAAUGUUUUAUCAGCAAGAUGUGGCUUUUAUGGAAGUUAACGAGAAACUGCACAAAAAGCAUGUAAUUUUAGCGGAUGUGAACAUACCGUAUAAAUUUUCACUGAGCAGAGCUAAAGACUGUUUGUUUUUCUGCAUAAACGCUGAUGAUUUUUCAGAGCACAGUUUUCACUCGGUCGUGUUAGACCUCCAAAGUGGAUUAGCGACGAUUAUACCGAGCAUACGCAAUGGGUUCGCGAGCGCCGUAGAUCAGACCACCGGCGCGGUGUACCUGGGGGGCAGCGAUGGCAUAUACCAAUACAACUUUCACACAAAAGAUGUCAACAAACCGGCUCUGAUAAGCGGUAUCGAUAUCUUUGAUAUGUACUUUCAAAAUAAUCUAUACUUCGUAGACACGGCCAACCAGAACCUCUACAUUUAUAAAGACAACAAACCGAUUAUAAUACCUGAGCUGAAAGACUAUCAGAUACAACACUUCGUUGUAGACGCUCAAGAUAAUGUGAUGUUUGUGAAUUCAACUGGGUUAUUUAUACUGACGAAAGGUUCUAAAUUAGCAACUCUAUAUGAUGACAGAAAUAUUACAUUUCGAGGAGCAACCACAGAUGUUGUUGGUGUUCCUCAUUUCAUUGCACAAGAUGGAAUCUACACAAUCGAUGAAAAUAAGGAAUUAGUAAAAAUAUUGUCACUCGAAAAUGGCUAUGGGCUAGCGUUUGAUAAAGAUGAUAACAUCAUUUAUAGCGAUGAACGUACUGUAAACAAACUAGUAUCUCAUGAAAAAACCAAAGCACGGUUACAGGAAGCUGCGUUAGCUAAUCAACGAAAAUGUUAAUUCAUCAA
Ostrinia furnacalis (Asian corn borer) is the source of this 912-nucleotide messenger RNA. RefSeq names its product ommochrome-binding protein-like. Gene Ontology annotation, molecular function: protein binding. The coding region runs from base 80 to 904 and encodes 274 amino acids. The record is from RefSeq and is a predicted model, not a curated record. The transcript has a single exon. NCBI's taxonomy places the organism in Eukaryota, Metazoa, Arthropoda, Insecta, Lepidoptera, Crambidae.